Oncorhynchus gorbuscha (pink salmon) is the source of this 3598-nucleotide messenger RNA. RefSeq lists its product as uncharacterized. The transcript is spliced from 2 exons. Lineage: Eukaryota; Metazoa; Chordata; Actinopteri; Salmoniformes; Salmonidae. The record is from RefSeq and is a predicted model, not a curated record. The coding region runs from base 210 to 2759 and encodes 849 amino acids.
UUAAUUGAUCUGCUUUAAAUGGCUUUUGUGUCAACUGUGUCACAAAUUAGAACGCAUUACGCAAUAGUUUAUGACGCUUUAACUGUAGCAUUAUAAUCAUGAUUAGAGCGGUCCACUUUAUGCUCUUGCUACAUUUGCUCACGGUUAAACCAACCUUAAAACGCGCCAUUAACGGGGCAAAUGCUGAACACUAAAUGUAGCAGGCCUAGAUGAUAGCUUCCAUCGCCAGUAUGUUUGCUACAGCAAAUCAUUAUUUCAGGAACGGUGAGAAUUUCUCUUCUCGGCCUCUGUUCCUAGGUCUUGAUGUGACAAUCCUUGUCAAGACCGUUGGGUUUUUGUUCUGCUCGGGCAUCAUACUGUGGUGCUUAUGGGAUCUAUGGAGAGGAAAUGAUGACGAUGAUGACUCAGAUUUUUUGGACAUGCUGAAGGAUUUGACCACCCAGCGCUACACUCUAUACAGUAGCUGCGUAGACCAUGUGAAGGAACUGGAUGAUCUUCCGGAGAACACUGUGUACAAGGUCAGCUGUGGGAGCAGAAGACAGAGGAAGCCACGGCGGAGGCAGCCUCCAGAUUCCUAUCUCGACUCCAGCCCAGAUUAUAGCCCUGCUACUAAAUGUGACUCUGAAUACGACAAUGAAUAUGACUUUUUCUACGACAGGGCCAGUGAAUUGGAAACAAAGAGAAAACCUUUAUUUUCCUCCAAACGUCAUGUCGAGUUACCGUCUGACUGCAAAAAGUGUGGGUCUAUGCACCUGUGCAACAACGAUGGUGACAGGUGCGUCAACAUCAGAGUGGACACUCCAGAGUCCAGAAACGACACCGCCACCAGCAGUGAGACGGAGCACAGCUUUUGGCCUCUGAACAUUAUGGGGUCAUCUGAUUCUAUCAGCUCAUUUACCUCCUGGUCCUCUUUCAGCUCAACAUCCAAUCCAUCUACUCUUGUGUCUGAGAUGAGUGAAACAGUCCAUGCUACACCAGUGGUUUCUAAAGAUGAGCCAUCCUUUACUAACAAAGGUCCCGCUGGCAGGUCAGAGUUGAAUAACCCACUGUCAGUAAAAAUGCAAGGGAGGCACAAUUUAGAGCACAGCAUCCGCCGAAAGAUCAUACGCAGGUUAUGGAGACGUGCCAUAUUGUUGGUUCGAGUUAUUGGGAUGCUACUCCCAGAAAGACUGAAGCAGGCCACAAAGAGGAUUCCUGAAAUUAUUUUAAUUGUUGAAGAGGAAAAUCAUAAACCAAUGGUAUGUGACAAAGUUACAGAUCCCAACCAGCACGACAACGCAAAGACCACAUUUAAAAAAGAUAACACUACUCUUAUAUCCCAGGUGGCAAUCAAUGGUCUGAAAGAUCUGAAACGGGAAAAGAUGGAGACCAGAACAUCUAGCAAACCCUUAGGUUUGAAAUUAUGUCCAGGGUUGGUGAAGAAGACUCCUUGUCCUCAAUGUUUUGUCCAUCUUUUUGCAUAUCCCAAGCCGAGAUCAUUUUUAAUCCGUAUGAUUGGAGAGGAAACAACGGAUUUCCUUGAGAUGACUCUGAAGCAAAACCGACUACACCACCUACUGGGAGUGCCUACUCUCUACUCAGACUCCCUGGAGAAGACGGCAGCCGAGGAGGUCACACCACAGCCAGUUCAGUUGGAUUUCCAUGGUGUAGAAACCCCAUUCCUCCCCCAGGAGAUAAGGAACAGACUUGAGUGUCAUGUGAAGCAUAAAGUGAUAAAAAAGCAGUGGGCUCUUCCCAAGCUUGCUUUGAAGUAUAUAAAAGGCUUUAAGUCAGAAGGCGCUAAGUAUCAGAGAUAUAAGAGUAUGGACAACAGAAAUCUGAUUAUAGACAGUAACGCUGAAACAAUUUCCCAGCCUCUGAUCACUUGCCAACAACUUCAGGAUGAGAUAGGGCCACUAACAGUAACAUCACUGGAAACAGAGGGGGAGAAAUCCCUCUCUGCAGCAUCAAGUCAGUCUGAUUAUUCUACUGAGGAAGGUGUAUGUAGCAGUGUUCUUGUCAUAGAUACAUCCACUCAAACCGAUGCGUUGGAAGUUAGCAAAACUUAUCCCAGGACCAAAUUUGAAAUAGAACUGAAGAGCAAGUGCCUGGAAAUUAGAUUGUCUAUGCCACAGGGAAGGGUUCCUCCGAAGAGGUUGGUAAAGAAGCUAGUCGGACCAGGUAUGCGCAUCCCUAUACCCAGAGUGAAAAAUAUUUUAUUCAUGAGAAAGGCAUCCAUUAAACUUCUUGAGAUUAACCUGAAACAGAAGCAUUUAGCAAAUGCAUUGAGAGCACCUACCAUCUUCAGCAAGUCUAUGGAACUGAUCACACCCAAAGAAACUCCUCAGCCUAAAGAAGUGUCAGAGGUAGAGUUUGAAUUGAAUUGUUCUAAGGCACUUAUCAGCAAAGGAAUGAGAGACAAGCUAGAGUUCCACAUCAAACGCAAAAAAAUCCAACACCUCUGGGGUCUGCAGGAAUCUCUUAAUGCCCUCAUACCCAAGGCACCAAAAAUGGAUCCCAACAGGGUUUUCCCAAAGCCCAAGUAUGACAUUGAGGUAGUGACAAGUGACAUGCCCUUUUUGAUUGACGAACAGAAAGAGGCUUUAGAGUGCAAUGUGAGGAAAAAGAAAACUCACAAGAACUGGGGUUACCCAAAACUGAUAAUGGACUCUCUGAAGGCAGAGGUUCCUGAGGCCAAAAACCUGGACAAGAGACACCCUCCAGCAGCUUCCAAGGAUGUCCCUGUGGAGCCGAUGUCAUCAACGUCCUCACAGAACUGAGUAACAAACAUCAGAACUCCCACAGCAGUCCUGAAGGGAGAAGUGUAUCUUGCUCCACAGGUUUGCUCUUAGUUUAUUUUGACCCACAUAUCAAAUAAACACCCAUUUGGUUGUGUGCAGUAUUUUUUAGGUGAGCUGGAGUAGUUUUUAAUAUCAACACUAGGGGGAAGACUCAAUUUGAGCAAUGCUCUGACACACCGAGCCAGAUAUAACUCCGCUCCAAGCAAAAUAACAUUGCAUCAUUUCCUUGAAAUCCCUGGUGAUGUUUACGCAAUCGGUUAGUAGUGCAUCUUAUGUAAUAGAAGAUAUUUUAGGACUUAAGUCGACAUUCCUUUUCUGCAUUCUGUUGAGCAAAUGGAAAAUUGCAGUAUCAGAUUGACCAUAUGACUAGUGUGCUGAGUAUUAACAGGAAUUCAGUGUCCCCAGCCCCUGGGUUGAUAAGCAACACUGCCAGACCUCCUGGGGAAACAGGGGCAGCACUUGCAGUGAGUUGCAUCACUUGCCUUGUGUAUAGACAGUCAUGAAUCCUUAACACCUCAGACUCUGGACCAAACCAAUUACAUGUGACUAGGUUGAUAGUAAAUAUUACUAUCAACCUUGCCCCCAAGCAAAGAGCACGUGUCUUUUCUCUGAGUUGUAUCUGAGAGCCAUUUACAAUACAAUUGAUCAAGACUCAAGCCUUGGCCAAGUGAUGAACUGGCAAGAGUAAAACUAUGGUGAUUGUGCCAGUUUACAAGUGAAAACAUGUUGGAAUGGUUCAUCAGUUACAUUGUUGAACUGGCCCAGAGGCUUCUAACCAUUCCUCAGACAAAUAGCAGAAUAAGUGGAGAAUACUUGUU